This is a messenger RNA of Ixodes scapularis (black-legged tick), 5329 nucleotides long. RefSeq lists its product as uncharacterized. The record is from RefSeq and is a predicted model, not a curated record. Bases 26 to 1786 code for a protein of 586 amino acids. Lineage: Eukaryota; Metazoa; Arthropoda; Arachnida; Ixodida; Ixodidae. The transcript is spliced from 5 exons.
CAUCAAGACGGUUUGUACCCUUCCCAUGUUUACAACCGACGACGAUUUAUGGAACGUGUUUUCAAAAUUCGUCAUCAGUCAGAAAAACGAUUUGGAUUCCAUGAGCAGCAUUGUCGAAAGUAUGUGUGCAUAUCCAGCCAUUUGGGAACAACCACACGUGUACGCAAGCGGUGUGCGGAGUGUGAAUGCGCAAGUUCCUUGGGACUUUCUGAAGGAAUUUUUGACUAAUAUUUUUUUUUCGUGUAAAAAUGAGGGUAAUCAACUGGACACUUCUUUACUCGAAGCUUCUUUUUUCUUUUACGUCAUUUAUAGUGUAAUUCGAUACAGUGAUCCCAUGGAUUGUACCUUUAUUAUCGAAUGCACAAAUGUACAAGUAUUGGCAGAAUUCUAUUUGAGGAUGCGACCUAUACUAAAUCCCUUUAACAUGAAGCUGAAUACUCCAGCUUCCUUAUUUAUGGUGAGGCAUAACAUAAAGUCUAUCGUCGAUUCAAACUUUGGCACUGUCAAUGAGAACAUGAAACAUGCACAAGAAGGCAAACGCACUGCUGUGGGGUUCGCUCACGUUGCAAGGCAUACUAUUACAAAUCCAAAAACCUCUAAUAGAGGAAAUAAAAAAAGUUUCAUAUUUCAUCUUACGAAUUUUUGGGAAUCUGGUCAAGACGAAGCCUUUGCCAAUAGGUUCUUGCACCCACAAAUCUUCAUUGAUAUAAUGAGUACUCUUAUGAGUAUUUAUACUAAUACAAACGUUGAAGACAUUACGGACACUCGUCUACAUAUGUGGUCUAAACAAUGUCUUAGUGAAGUACUUAAUUCAAUCCGUAUAUUCACGAGAAUAAUGCCAUCAAGCAACAAUUGUGUCGCCGCUGCUGCUGCUGCUGCUGCUGUUAAAAGCAAUGAGAAGGAAACACCUCAAACUUCUGCUGCAAUACAAGUGUCAACGGACGAUCCAGAGGAUCAGGUUUUUCAAGAUGUGCGAGAUCGCAUUAACCAAUUGACAGAAUCUUCGGAUCCCUGGGGAGGAUGUGACGAAGACAUGGCAUGGACAUCGAGAAUCGACAACGCUUCGAAUGAAAAACCAAUGCUGGGGGUAGGGGGUUCCGAAGAGGAAAAAGAAGGGCUCGAUAAGCCGACCGAACAUGGUGUUGACAACGCAGUAGAAGAUGGCAAGGAAUAUCAGGCUGCGAUUACCCAAGUUCGCAAAGACAACGAAGAAGAGUGCAUAACACAAGUUGUAAAAAGCUAUGACGGACAACCGAUAUGCCAGGAAGAGUCCCAAUAUCAUGGAAGCGAAAGAGCGCUUAUUGGUAACGAUGGCAUAGUUAUUCAAGAUUGCCAAUACGAUAAAGAGUGUGAUAUACAAUUCAUGACUAAUGGGGAAGAAGAAAUGUGUGACAAACAUAAGCGCUACUCUGAAGCAGGCGCUUGUGACAACGUUGAACUCUAUGAUAAAGUUAAUGGAGAUAUCGACGACCGACCAGCACCCCCUUUGGUGGACGAGGUGUCCUGGCAACCACCACUCAAUCUUGACGAUGUUCUGAAACAAUCCAUUGCCGAGUGUGAUUUACCUUGCAAUGAAGAUGUCGGCUGUAACGAAGAUGCACCCUGCAUGCAAGGUCGAAUCAAUUUUGACGAGAUCUAUUUACGUACACCAUGUCCUAGCUCGUCAAAAGAACCUGGUACAUCGAUUAUCAACAGGGUGGCUAUUAAUAACGUAUGCAAGCGAAGAUUAGCAGAAGAAUUAUUUCAAGGUAUCCAUACAGACUCUGAGUUUAAUUUUGACCCUUGAUUACUAAAGAGAGGAUGAACAAGUCUUAUAUUGAAGAUCUAAUCAAAUACGGUUUUGAUAGUAAUGACAGUAUUGACGAUUGUUUAUCACAAUCGUCAAUAUAUGAUACAUUAAUUGACGAUAGCGUCUAUAGUGAUACUUAUUGUGACAAUGCGGACGAUGAUAAUGACAAUACAUCGUAUUAUAAUCGAGUCAAGAAUGAUGAUGAUAUUAUGAUAUUAUGAUAUUACGACUGUUGGGUCAAAUGUGGAAUUAUUCACUGUGAUUUAAAAGAAGCAAAUAUACUCAUCAAUAAAGAAACAAUGGCAAUUACCAUUUUAGAUUUCGAUUUUGCAGUAGAGUGUUCAAAACGUCUUAGGAGAACAUACGCAGGAACACCACUUUAUGCGCCACCAGAAUGGUAUAUAAAUGGUAUAUAUUACCCCGAGAGUACCGUCGUAUGGACUCUAGGCGUUAUACUCUGGAAGCUAUUGUUCAGAAAAAGCCCUUUCAAGACAACGAAAGACAUUAGGAAAUUCGAAACUUUAGAAACCAUUGACCCUUUUGAAACAGAGAAACUGUUAUAUUCUUCAAAUGUUAUUUCUUUGUUAACGUCACUCAUGAGGAAAAAAAUAAACGAAAGGCCCGGUAUAGACGUACUUCACAAGUUAGCGCUAAGUCUUUGACAAGAACAAUUGUACGUUUUGAAAUAAAGUGUUUCAAUAAUCAAAAAAAACACACACAAAAAAUAUCUUGUGGAGGGUAUUGCUCUUAAAAACGUAUGACAUUUAAUUAUUACAUUUUCUUUCGUAUUCCUUCACAUUUCUAUACAAUAUACAUAUAGACUUUUCUUUGCGUUAUUGUUAUUGUAAAGAAAAAAUAGAGUGUGUGGAGUGGUAUAUAAAAAAGACCCACCCCCAAAAAAGAGAGUGUGGGGGUGUGUAUAUGUUGUCUAUACGAAGUUUACGUGCUUUUUUUGUGUAUGUGUGUGUCUGUGUGCGUCUGGGUGUUGGUAGAAUGAAAGAAAGAAGAUAUUGGAUGAGAGUGUACCAUGCUCUCCGAUUGGAUGGGUACGUUAAUAAAACAAUAUUUAUCCCUUCCAAAAGCAUUUGUUUAUAUUGUGGCUGUUAUUUUUUUUUCGUAUAGUAACACGAGACGCUACGCAUAUUUGCCUAUAUAUAGGCCGUACAUGUAACUACGAAUAUCAGUCUACGAGAUGAACUUCCCUAAAAAGGAUCGUAAGCGUAAGAGUGACAGUUCGUUCGGCGCACGGACUUCUUCUUCUUCCGAGCCUAUAGCCGUACUCGUACCAUCGAAUACGUCGUUUUCAGAUUCACCGUCUAUGCAACUGCAAACUAAAAGUAAACGUCGUCGAAGAGGGAAUAGAAGUUCGUCGAUUGAUUUGAAUGAAGAAAAGGUUAAUUCAUUGUUUCUCAAGAAAAGAAGUUUGACGAGAUGUGCUAAGCAGUAUGGAAGCGUAUUGCCAAUCUUCGAAGAACUCCCAUCGGAUUGGGAUAUGCUAACUUUUAAAAUAGUGAUGCCUAACAACAUUAUAAAAGAUUUAAUUCAUUUAACAGUCUUUUAUUCGACUCAGGAUUUUAUACCAGCAAUAGAUACGUCCAUGUAUCUACCAUACAUGGAUGUUAAGUUAAUUAGAGAUCUUCAAGAAAGAUCCGUUGCUAAAAGUUUGAUGGUAGUGCUCAAGAAAACCAUCGAGAAGUUAGACUCGAAGAUAUUGUUGCCACUAAGAAAAGAUAUGGAUAGAAGCAAAUUAUUUUACUACCGCUCUGGGAAGAAUAUUUCAAUUCAACCUAAUGUUUUGCAACCCAUUAUAUUAGAGAGUAUUACAGUUAUGAAACCAGUAUGGAAUAUUGGUUUUAAUCUAUUCAAUGGAUAUACAUUACCGUAUUAUUAUCCGUACAAAUAUAUAGCCACCAAGACUCACCGACCCACUGUUGGGAACAGUGCUAUGCUCGAAUAUUUUAUGAUACCAGCAUUAACGUCGCAGGAGGUCCGAAACAACAUCAAGGAAUUCUUACACGAAACUCCAUCUGAUCAACAGGACGUUAUGGUGAAUCAAAUCGUAGAAAGCAUCAAGACGGUUUGUACCCUUCCCAUGUUUACAACCGACGACGAUUUAUGGAACGUGUUUUCAAAAUUCGUCAUCAGUCAGAAAAACGAUUUGGAUUCCAUGAGCAGCAUUGUCGAAAGUAUGUGUGCAUAUCCAGCCAUUUGGGAACAACCACACGUGUACGCAAGCGGUGUGCGGAGUGUGAAUGCGCAAGUUCCUUGGGACUUUCUGAAGGAAUUUUUGACUAAUAUUUUUUUUUCGUGUAAAAAUGAGGGUAAUCAACUGGACACUUCUUUACUCGAAGCUUCUUUUUUCUUUUACGUCAUUUAUAGUGUAAUUCGAUACAGUGAUCCCAUGGAUUGUACCUUUAUUAUCGAAUGCACAAAUGUACAAGUAUUGGCAGAAUUCUAUUUGAGGAUGCGACCUAUACUAAAUCCCUUUAACAUGAAGCUGAAUACUCCAGCUUCCUUAUUUAUGGUGAGGCAUAACAUAAAGUCUAUCGUCGAUUCAAACUUUGGCACUGUCAAUGAGAACAUGAAACAUGCACAAGAAGGCAAACGCACUGCUGUGGGGUUCGCUCACGUUGCAAGGCAUACUAUUACAAAUCCAAAAACCUCUAAUAGAGGAAAUAAAAAAAGUUUCAUAUUUCAUCUUACGAAUUUUUGGGAAUCUGGUCAAGACGAAGCCUUUGCCAAUAGGUUCUUGCACCCACAAAUCUUCAUUGAUAUAAUGAGUACUCUUAUGAGUAUUUAUACUAAUACAAACGUUGAAGACAUUACGGACACUCGUCUACAUAUGUGGUCUAAACAAUGUCUUAGUGAAGUACUUAAUUCAAUCCGUAUAUUCACGAGAAUAAUGCCAUCAAGCAACAAUUGUGUCGCCGCUGCUGCUGCUGCUGCUGCUGUUAAAAGCAAUGAGAAGGAAACACCUCAAACUUCUGCUGCAAUACAAGUGUCAACGGACGAUCCAGAGGAUCAGGUUUUUCAAGAUGUGCGAGAUCGCAUUAACCAAUUGACAGAAUCUUCGGAUCCCUGGGGAGGAUGUGACGAAGACAUGGCAUGGACAUCGAGAAUCGACAACGCUUCGAAUGAAAAACCAAUGCUGGGGGUAGGGGGUUCCGAAGAGGAAAAAGAAGGGCUCGAUAAGCCGACCGAACAUGGUGUUGACAACGCAGUAGAAGAUGGCAAGGAAUAUCAGGCUGCGAUUACCCAAGUUCGCAAAGACAACGAAGAAGAGUGCAUAACACAAGUUGUAAAAAGCUAUGACGGACAACCGAUAUGCCAGGAAGAGUCCCAAUAUCAUGGAAGCGAAAGAGCGCUUAUUGGUAACGAUGGCAUAGUUAUUCAAGAUUGCCAAUACGAUAAAGAGUGUGAUAUACAAUUCAUGACUAAUGGGGAAGAAGAAAUGUGUGACAAACAUAAGCGCUACUCUGAAGCAGGCGCUUGUGACAACGUUGAACUCUAUGAUAAAGUUAAUGGAGAUAUCGACGACCG